Messenger RNA from Cetraspora pellucida, 282 nucleotides. The record is from the annotation of a GenBank genome assembly. Lineage: Eukaryota; Fungi; Glomeromycota; Glomeromycetes; Diversisporales; Gigasporaceae.
AUGAUACUUCUUUAUUAUAAUAAUAAAAUAGUAAAAGAUUCUGAAAUAGAAGAAGAAGAGACUGAGUAUAAUUUAGAUAUUAUCGAAUGUUUUGAUCAUGAUAAUAUUGUGUUUUUAAAUGAUGAAAAUAUUCAAGAUAAUGAGUUAGAUGAAAAAUCACAAAUUGCAGCAGAUUUAGUAAGAGGGUGGGGUCAUAAAGGUUAUAAAGAUAUUAAUGAUAGAUUAAAUAGUGUAGCAGAUGAAGUAAGUGAAAAUAUUAAUGAAAAUUUAAAUAACACAUAG